This is a messenger RNA of Dromiciops gliroides (monito del monte), 1598 nucleotides long. RefSeq names its product bestrophin 2 (gene BEST2). Bases 60 to 1598 code for a protein of 512 amino acids. The transcript is spliced from 10 exons. Gene Ontology annotation, molecular function: chloride channel activity. NCBI's taxonomy places the organism in Eukaryota, Metazoa, Chordata, Mammalia, Microbiotheria, Microbiotheriidae. The record is from RefSeq and is a predicted model, not a curated record.
AACAGGUCUGGACAUUUCAAUGGUACAAGGAGCUUCCCAGCCCCAACCCGACUCCCGGCAUGACAGUCACAUACACAGCCCGCGUAGCAAAUGCUCGCUUCGGGGGGUUCUCCAAGCUGCUGCUGCUUUGGCGAGGAAGCAUUUACAAACUGCUUUAUCGAGAGGUGCUGGUUUUCCUCGGGGGGUACCUGGCACUGAGCGCCAUCUACCGCUUUAUCCUGACUGAAAAUCAGAGGCCGUACUUCGAGAGACUGGUCAUAUACUGCGACCAGUAUGCCAACCUCAUCCCUGUCUCUUUUGUGCUAGGGUUUUAUGUGACACUGGUAGUGAAUCGGUGGUGGAGCCAAUAUACAUGUAUGCCUCUACCAGAUGCCCUCAUGUGUACCAUAUCUGGCUCUGUGCAUGGACGGGAUGAGCGGGGUCGACUGUACCGGCGCACACUAAUGCGGUAUGCAAGCCUGUCUGCUGUACUCAUCCUCCGAUCUGUCAGCACUGCCGUCUUCAAACGCUUCCCCACCAUGGACCACGUGGUCGAGGCUGGGUUUAUGACCCGUGAGGAACGGAAAAAAUUUGAGAGCCUGAAUUCAUCCUACAAUAAAUAUUGGAUACCGUUUAUCUGGUUUGCCAACCUUGCUGCCCAAGCCCGCAAAGAGGGUCGGAUCCGAGACAGCAGCACUUUCAAGCUUCUUAUGGAGAAACUGGAACAGUUCCGGGCCAAGUGUGGAAUGCUGUUUCACUAUGACUGGAUCAGCGUGCCCCUUGUCUACACUCAGGUGGUGACAAUUGCAGUAUACAGCUUCUUUCUGGCUUGUCUUAUUGGACGCCAGUUCCUGGACCCAACCAAGGGAUACAAGAAUCAUGACAUGGACCUGUGCAUUCCCGUCUUCACCCUGCUCCAAUUCUUUUUCUAUGUUGGCUGGCUCAAGGUGGCUGAGCAGCUCAUAAACCCCUUUGGGGAGGACGAUGACGACUUUGAGACCAACUUUUUAAUCGACAGGAAUUUCCAGGUUUCAAUGCUGGCAGUGGAUGACAUGUAUGAUGACCUGCCACUGUUAGAGAAGGACCUGUACUGGGAUGCAGCUGAUGCCCGGGCGCCCUACACAGCAGCCACUGCAUUUAUGAUGCACCAGCCCUCCUUCCAAGGCUCCACCUUUGACAUCACGCUGGCUAAAGAGGACAUGCAAUUCCAGCGAGAUGGCUUGGAGGGACAACUGGGGGAAGUCCCAUCGGUACCAGCGGACUUCUUGCACCGACUGCUGGCAGGCGGCUCUGGCCCGGGCCUUGGUCCUGGCCCUUCCACGAUCUUGGGCAGACGACUCUCCUUACUUCGGAGGAAGAACAGUGUUGUGUCUGAGGCUUCAGCCUCAGCUGGCUGUCCUUGCCCAGACUGUGGCCAUGAUGACUUGGUCACCGGUCCCCUCCUGGACCCACCCUCGGACACAGAGCUUGCCAUACCUGCUGCUCCUGCCUCUUCCUCGCUGGAGCCCCCUCCCUCUGCGGUGGUGGUCCCCACAGCCCGAGGCCCAACCCCAAAUCCUGCGCCAUUGCCUCCCUGGCUGCCUAGCCCAAUUGGAGAAGAGGAGGAGAGCUUGGCCUGA